This is a messenger RNA of Andrographis paniculata, 1640 nucleotides long. RefSeq lists its product as uncharacterized. The record is from RefSeq and is a predicted model, not a curated record. The coding region runs from base 201 to 1175 and encodes 324 amino acids. The transcript is spliced from 2 exons. NCBI's taxonomy places the organism in Eukaryota, Viridiplantae, Streptophyta, Magnoliopsida, Lamiales, Acanthaceae.
GAAUGAAACGCCUGCAAUAAAGCUAACGUGAUGUUCGGACAGCCACGCUCCUCUCGUAACCCUUGAAAUUCAACGAAUCCCUUGUGCUCUAUUUACUUGGCGUAGAUGAGCGAGAUACAUUGAGAAAACUAGAGAAACAAGAUCGUCGCCUUUUGUGAUUUGCGCCCGCUCACAUCGAUUGUUUUUUACUUCCAGCCUCAAUGGCCAAAUCCAAGAUGCUGGACCGAAAAUCUGAUUCUAACCACCAUGGGAUCAGUCUACGCAAGUUAUCAUCUCGACACAUGAAAGUUUUUGAAGAUUCCCACCAUGAGAAAAGACGAGUAGCAGCAUCAGAAAAGAAAGAGUGGGAAGAUGCACGAUGCUCAGUCUGCUUGGAGUUUCCUCACAAUGCAGUUCUCUUACUCUGUUCCUCUUAUGACAAGGGUUGCCGUCCUUACAUGUGUGCCACUAGCCAUCGAUAUUCCAAUUGUCUUGAACAGUAUAGGAAAGCCUACACUAAGGUUUCCUCAGACAAGAGCACACCACCAUUUGAAGGGGCGACCAGUGAUAUAGCCCUCUUGGAGGAAUCAAGUUUGCCCAAUGCAAAGAGUGAGAUGCCAGAACUUCCAUGUCCACUUUGCCGUGGUCAGGUUAAAGGCUGGACAGUGUUAGAACCUGCGCGCAAGUACUUUAAUAGAAAGAAGCGCACCUGUAUGCAAGAUUGCUGCUUGUUUGUUGGUUCCUACAAAGAACUUAGGAAGCAUGUGAAGGUGGAGCAUCCUCUAGGACGCCCUCGAGAUGUUGACCCUUCACAUGUAGAGAAAUGGAAGAAGCUCGAGGAUGAGAGAGAACUCAGUGAUGUGUUCAGCUCAAUUAGAUCUACCAUGCCGGGGGCAAUUGUCAUCGGUGACUAUGUACUAGAGAGGAGCCAUCAUGGAUUUCCGAGGGACUUUGGCGGCCAUGACUAUUUGGAUGCGCCCUUCUUUAGAUUCCCUGCAUUCAAUAACCGCUGGAGCAGCCCCACAAUUACUCCUGAUUUCUUUGACAGCGAUUAUGAAGCCCUUGAUGAUGAUAUCAGCAGGCUUGGAGCUCGAGUUGCAUCUAGGCGCCAUGGAAACAAUGCUUCCCGUAUGGCGCGCCCCCGUGCGAGAUUGUGGGUUGCAAGGCGCACAAGAAGACUUAGAGAUGGCAACUAAGUUGCUGCGAAGGAAGGUACCCAAACCCAAGCAUUUCUGAUCCUCUUUAUGGUUUCAAAUAAUAUUGAUACAGUACCAAUGGGACUUGAAAAAAUAUGGUAUUAUUAUUGUUAUUACUUGCUGCAUAUGAUUUAUAGUAGUGCUUGGGGGUGUUGAUCUUGGCAGUUGCUGGAAUUAUGAUUUUAGGUGUUGGAAGGGUCGAUUUCAUUUCAUCGGAUCAUCCUCCCUUAUGAUUAUUAUUAUUAUUAUUAUCAUUAUUGUUUGGAUAGCUCCUUGCUAUUUAUAUUAAUAUUGUUAAUCCUUAGCUGCUGUGCUGAUGAGGAAGAGAAAGAGGAGGAUAGUAGGUGUAGCUAGCUAGGCUAGUUGGUGUAUUUCUUUCAUUUUCAUGUUCAUACUCUGCAACCUUUUGUGGAUUCAUGGUUGGGUCUCACUUGUACCAUUGCUAUUUGGUUGGUUUGUGUUCAA